CAAAUCACCGAAUCACAGCCGCCGGCCACCAAACCGGCCAUUUCCGCUUCCCUAUUCCGCCCCCCUUCCUCCGCUCCCAACCGAGUCCCCGGCGCCGCCGCCGGCUACAUCCUCGCCCUGCGUCGAGGGCCACGGCGCCGCGCCCACCGCCCGUCGCAGCGCCCCCGCUGCUCGGCCACGGCUCGCACGACCGCGCGGGUGAGAGAACAGCCGGCGCUGCCUUGGCCUCGGCUCGGCGGCGCGACGCCCCCACCCACUCCAGGCUCCACGUGAGGAAUUUUUAAUGCUUGAAAUGACUGAAAGUUGGAUAGAAGGCUCAAAAAACACUUCAGCUCCAGAAUCAGUUUCUUGUUCAGUUUCUAGAUAUGAAUCAUCACCGCCAAGAAGACUGGGGAAAAGAAAUAUUUAUCAUCUAUUAGCUCAACGGGAGAUCUCUCCUCGGACAAAACACCAAGCUAAAAAUAUUUGGUCUGGAUCUCCAGAAUGUGCUACUGGUUCAAUUGAGUUAGCAUUUUGGGUUACAGAUGCUAGACAUGAUCUUUUUUCUUGGGCUGAAUCACAAUCCUUGCAUCGGUGGUCUGCCAGGUAUUGUCUUCUCCUGCCUGCUCCAAGGUCAACCAUUGCAGCUGCAUUCAGUCCGGAUGGGAGAACACUUGCAUCCACACAUGGUGACCAUACUGUUAAAAUAAUCGAUUGCCAAACUGGGAAAUGUUUGAAAGUGUUGCUUGGACAUUGGCGCACUCCAUGGGUGGUUAGAUAUCAUCCAUUACAUCCUGAUAUCGUUGCUAGCGGAAGUUUGGAUAAUGAAGUUUGUCUAUGGGAUGCUAAAACCUCCCGUUGCAUUGGAUCACACUUCUUCUAUAAGCAAAUUGCAUCAAUUGCAUUUCAUGCAAAGGGGGAGCUUCUGGCGGUUGCUUCAGGGCACAAACUGUUCAUAUGGGACUACAAUAAACGAGAUGAAGCUUCUGACCCACCAAUGAUAUUAAGAACUCGCCGUUCACUGAGAGCUGUUCAAUUUCAUCCCAAUGGGGCUCCGUAUCUACUGACUGCAGAGGUUAACAAUCUUGAUUCUGCUGAUUCAGAACUGACCCAUGCAACAUCUUCUGGCUAUUCAAACUCGCCUUCGGCUGUAUUUUUUGCAAUCAUGAACUCCGCAUGUUGUCCAUACUCUGAGUCUAGGUUUUCAUCACCGUGCUUGAUCUGGCCUGCAUAUGUCAGAGAUGAUGGAAGCAUAUGUCUGCUUCGCAAUGACUGGGUUAGUGGUUCAUCCGAUGUGCAGCAGCCAUCAGAUUCUGAAACUCAACAGGCUGGCCAUAUGGUUACACCUAUGGAUGUAUGCCCUGGAGAACCUGGGGUGAAUAAUUAUGAUGAUGAAGAUUCUGCAUCUUUAUCAAAUAGAAUAGAAAUGCAUACUCCCAGUUGGCAGAAUAGCUCAAGAUUUCACAACAGUAGUGCUGCUACUGAUCUUCACAGGAUUGAUAUAAGACAAGUUUCUGACCUGAGCAGUGAUACGCCAAAUCCAGAAAUGCCUGCACAUUCAAGAAUUGAUGUUCCAAAUAGUAUGCCAAUGGAUUUGUUCGCCUUUUCAAAUACAAUAGAUGUUCAAAUGUUCCUAAGAGACGUAGAGGCCGGACAUCACCAUAAUAAUUACACUGGUGGAUCACAUAGCUGGGAACUGCCUUUUCUCCAGGGUUGGUUGAUGGCACAAAACCGUACAGGAUUGCGUGCAACACUUCCUAACAAUGAGGUUAUAGGAGACUUACCUAUCGGUGGCACUGCUGGGACUGAUAAUGUGAUGAAUGAAUCAUCAAACAUGUACAGUUUUGAACGUGUAGGGCCUUCAUCAUCAAUUCCAAUUACUACGGACAGUUUGAGAGGGCUAAGUAAACAUCGUCAUAUGCUGGCCUCUGUACCUGGUGGAGCAGGGACUUCGCUUCAAGGUGCUCAAAAUGGUGAAGCUCAUGUUAAUGUUGUCUCAUUAGGUGUUGGGUCAGAAUUUGCUACGUCACUGUUUGCUGGUGACGGUACUGAAUUACCCUGUACAGUGAAACUUAGAAUAUGGCGGCAUAACAUUGACAACCCUUGUGCUGUGUUAGCACCUGAGGCAUGCUGCUUGACAAUCUCUCAUGCUGUUCUUUGCAGUGAAAUGGGCACCCAUUUUUCCCCCUGUGGGCGUUUUUUGGUGGCUUGUGUUGCAUGCUUACUGCCUCAAACAGAAGUUGGUGAGCAUGUAAGCCAAUCGCCUGUACAGUAUGAUUCAACUGGGGCUGGAACAUCACCAACUCGCCACCCUCUCCCCUCUCGUCGAGUUAUUUAUGAGCUUCGUGUUUAUUCUCUUGAGGAGGAAACGUUUGGGACAGUUCUUGUGUCCCGGGCAAUAAGGGCAGCCCAUUGCUUAACUUCCAUUCAGUUUUCACCUACAUCAGAGCACAUACUACUGGCAUAUGGUCGUCGUCAUAACUCACUUCUGAGGGGCAUUUUCAUGGAUGGCAAGACCACAAUCCCUGUGUACACUGUCUUGGAGGUGUAUAGAGUUUCAGACAUGGAGCUUGUAAGAGUUAUCCCUAGUGCUGAAGAUGAAGUCAAUGUCGCAUGUUUUCAUCCUUCCCCUGGUGCAGGUCUUGUUUAUGGGACUAAGGAAGGAAAGCUCAGGAUAAUUCAACACAAUGUUGCAGACUACUAGGGGAAAUAUUCUUGAGGAACUUAUCUCCACAGAUUCAUAUGCCCAAUGAAUCAUAUCCCAUCCCAGCUAAAUCAUGGUGGUCAAUUUUGAAGGACCAACAUGCAGAUGUUCGCCUUCCUGAGUAAUCCACAACAUGAUUGCACUGAGACUCCGGAAAACAUUUUGUGACGAUCAUGAAGACUUCGCUCUGCACCUAGGUAACAGUGACGCGGGUAAGAACUAAGAAGCAAGCUGUGAGAGAACAGUCAAGGAAACCGCUCCCGGUGGCAGCAUAUGUGACUAAGUUAGUGGUUGACUAAUUUCAUUGCUAGAGGUAGAGCAGGAGGAUGCUGGUGUAUUGAUGCUGCCUUAGCCAGAAAAUGGGGUAGCAGAUGAAAUCUAGCAAUUGGCAUACAUGUCAAUGUGUCAUGUUGCUCUGCAUGACGUUGUCCUAAUGGACUGUAACAAUGGGAUGUUGCUGCAAUCAGAAGCACAUACGCUCUUAUUAACAUGAUUUGCUGUUAUGCAAAUCUUUUUUCUGCCGGUAUAUGGACUGGGGUUGGUGUAUGUUGGGCAAAUGAAUCCCAAAACCACAUUAGUAAAUGCGAGAAAAUGGGUAUCAUGAUGUCAUCGCA
Molecule: messenger RNA, 3297 nt
Organism: Oryza sativa Japonica Group (Japanese rice)
Lineage: Eukaryota; Viridiplantae; Streptophyta; Magnoliopsida; Poales; Poaceae
Source: RefSeq, a predicted model, not a curated record